This is a messenger RNA of Budorcas taxicolor (takin), 501 nucleotides long. Its product is annotated as 40S ribosomal protein S24-like. Gene Ontology annotation, cellular component: ribosome. Gene Ontology annotation, biological process: translation. The transcript has a single exon. Gene Ontology annotation, molecular function: structural constituent of ribosome. Bases 38 to 436 code for a protein of 132 amino acids. The record is from RefSeq and is a predicted model, not a curated record. NCBI's taxonomy places the organism in Eukaryota, Metazoa, Chordata, Mammalia, Artiodactyla, Bovidae.
CUUUUCCUCCCUGGCUGCUUGAAGAUCAGCCGCCAUCAUGAACGACACAGUAACUAUCCGGACUAGGAAGUUCAUGACCAACCGACUGCUUCAGCGGAAACAAAUGGUCAUCGAUGUUCUUCACCCUGGAAAGGCAACAGUACCUAAAACAGAAAUUCGGGAAAAACUGGCUAAAAUGUACAAGACCACACCAGAUGUCAUCUUUGUAUUUGGAUUCAGAACUCAUUUUGGUGGUGGCAAGACAACUGGCUUCGGCAUGAUUUACAAUUCCUUGGAUUACGCGAAGAAGAAUGAGCCCAAACAUAGGCUUGCAAGACAUGGCCUGUAUGAGAAGAAAAAGACCUCAAGAAAACAGCGAAAGGAACGCAAGAACAGAAUGAAGAAAGUCAGGGGGACUGCAAAGGCCAAUGUUGGUGCUGGCAAAAAGAAGGAGUAAAGAUUCUGCAGUGACUGUAUCUGUGGUGAUUGUGCAGAUUUUUCAUGAAAGAGAAAAUAAACUAA